This is a messenger RNA of Vicia villosa (hairy vetch), 429 nucleotides long. RefSeq lists its product as uncharacterized. The transcript has a single exon. The coding region runs from base 1 to 429 and encodes 142 amino acids. NCBI's taxonomy places the organism in Eukaryota, Viridiplantae, Streptophyta, Magnoliopsida, Fabales, Fabaceae. The record is from RefSeq and is a predicted model, not a curated record.
AUGAAGUCAAGAACUAGAAUAAAUACUAUAGUUUCGAUCCAAACAUCUCAAGGAGUUGUGGAAGGAGUGGAUGAGAUAAAAUCUGAGGUGAAGAAGCAUUAUGAGGAGAGAUUCAAAAGGAUGGAUAGACCAAGACCGAGCUUAAGAGGGAUGGAGUUCAAUAGGCUCUCGAAGGAAGACAUAGCAUUAUUGGAGGAGGAAUUCACAAGGGAGGAAAUCAAAGAGAUCGUGUUCAGUUGCGAAGGGGACAAAAGCCCAGGGCCAUACGGUUUUAAUAUUUCCUUCAUCAAAAAAUGUUGGGAAGUGGUGGGGAAUGACAUAGUAAAGUGUGUGCAAGACUUCCACAACAAAGCCUCUCUCCCUAGAGCACUAACAGCAUCGUUUAUUGCCUUAAUUCCCAAGGUUGAGCAUCCUCAAGGAUUAGAGUAA